Messenger RNA from Chionomys nivalis (European snow vole), 710 nucleotides. It is a transcript of the gene Txn, whose product is annotated as thioredoxin. Gene Ontology annotation, molecular function: protein-disulfide reductase activity. The transcript has 5 exons. The coding region runs from base 134 to 451 and encodes 105 amino acids. The record is from RefSeq and is a predicted model, not a curated record. NCBI's taxonomy places the organism in Eukaryota, Metazoa, Chordata, Mammalia, Rodentia, Cricetidae.
CCGCCGUGCUCCGCCCUGUCGCUAUAAAGAGAAGGCGGGCGCCGUGCUCGGCUGCAAGCUCCGUCGUGCGCCUCGGAUCCGUUCCCAUCGGAUUCUGCAGAAACUCGUGUGGUUCCUCCCCGCGACAGCCAAAAUGGUGAAGGUGAUCGAGAGCAAGGAAGCUUUUCAGGAGGCCCUGGUGGCUGCGGGAGACAAGCUUGUAGUUGUGGACUUCUCGGCCACGUGGUGCGGACCUUGUAAAAUGAUCAAACCUUUCUUUCAUUCCCUCUCUGAAAAGUAUUCCAGUGUGGUGUUCCUUGAAAUAGAUGUGGAUGACUGCCAGGAUGUUGCUGCAGAGUGUGAAGUCAAAUGCAUGCCGACCUUCCAGUUUUACAAAAAGGGUCAAAAGGUGGGUGAAUUCUCUGGUGCGAACAAGGAAAAGCUUGAAGCCUCCAUUACUGAAUUUGCGUAAUCAUGCCCCAAGAAACAUAAUCAGCCAGGAGCUGUUUAAAGCCUGUAACUUUUUUAAUUUUCAAAAUAUGAAGUGUGGAGAGUCUAUCCCCAACUGCCAUCUGAUUAUAAAUGAGGAUAAAAUAUUAAUUCUACCCUUUUUAAAACCGUCUGGAGUCUUAAUAUAAAUGAGAGAUAGCCUGAUUUCACCUUUUAGUUUUAGUAACAUUUGUACACUGCGUUUUUGUUUGGUUUACGAUUAAAAAAAAUAGGAGCCUGGA